CCAGUCCGAAUCAAAAAGAGCCUUUUAGAUGCAGUCCCAUUGCAGCAUACAGAACCUGAACGCCCUCCUGCUACUCCAGCCUCCUUUUGUACCCGCUUAGAAGCCGAGAAUAUAAGCCUUGGUGGCAUGCAGAAUACCCCUGAAGAAGCAAGGGUACCUGUCACUCAAGAUACAACCUAUGCCUCAGGCAAUACCAUUAUUACUCUGGUGGCUGAGAACUCGACGUUCAAACGACGAAACCCAUUCUCUCCAUCUCGACGUAGCCGACAGCAGCGAUCAGCGUCUAGUGACUUGACGCCAGUCGAAGAUUCGCCAUCACCCAAAAGACAACCAAAGGGUUUAGUAGACAAUCAUACAGCCCCGGCUGCCGGAAUUCGCAAGUCUCAGCACGGACUGAUGGAUUCUAUGUCACAAAUCACAAAGGAUGUAAUGUAUCGCUUCGGGGAAGAAGAGGAUGCAAUCCGUGCAAAAGUCAAGCAAUUUCGGGUGGGAGGGACUGCAGUUGUUGGAACUCUGAGAGAGGCUUGGAACGACCGCCUUCUCCACCAUUACGGGAAGCUGAGGAAGGAUCUUGAAGAAGAGAAAGCAGCACUAGACAAAGCUAGCGAAACGCUUAAUGCAGCAAAGGCGGGGCAA
Exophiala aquamarina CBS 119918 is the source of this 636-nucleotide messenger RNA. RefSeq lists its product as uncharacterized. Lineage: Eukaryota; Fungi; Ascomycota; Eurotiomycetes; Chaetothyriales; Herpotrichiellaceae. The transcript has 2 exons. The record is from RefSeq and is a predicted model, not a curated record. The annotation marks the transcript as partial.